AUGGCUUCCAAACACUUCAAAAUCAUCUCCAUCUUCUUCCUCUUGAUUUCCUUGUUCUCAGUUCAAGUCCUCGCAGUAGUUAAAGAGUGUGGUGAAGAAGAAACCAACAGCUGCAACAACAAAAAGAAAGCCUUGCCGCUCAAGAUCAUAGCCAUAUUUUCCAUUCUCAUCACGAGCAUGAUUGGGGUGUGUUUACCCCUACUUACGCGCUCAGUCCCGGCCCUUAGCCCUGAACGAAGUCUCUUUGUGAUCGUUAAGUGUUUCGCGGCAGGUAUCAUUUUGGCUACUGGGUUCAUGCACGUUUUACCAGAUUCAUUCGACAUGUUGUCGUCCAGUUGCUUGAAGGAAAAUCCGUGGCACAAGUUCCCUUUCACUGGAUUCGUCGCCAUGUUGUCUGCCAUAGUUACAAUGAUGGUAGACUCUAUGACAACAAGUAUAUAUUCUAAGAAAAACAAGAAUGAAGUUCUUCCUGAGUCUCAAGGAGAUCGAGAGAUGGCUGUAGUGCAAGCUGCGCAUUCUCAUGGCCACCACCACUACGGUGCCAAACUUGAUGUUGAGGGUUCACAACUUCUCCGUUACCGCGUAAUUGCUAUGGUUAUGGAGUUGGGAAUCAUCGUUCAUUCAAUUGUGAUAGGGAUUUCUCUUGGAGCAUCCAACAACACUUGCUCAAUUAAAGGACUUGUAGCUGCACUAUGCUUUCACCAAAUGUUUGAAGGAAUGGGACUUGGUGGUUGCAUUCUCCAGGCCGAGUACAAGUUUGUGAAGAAGGCUGUAAUGGCCUUCUUCUUCUCUGUAACAACCCCAUUUGGCAUCGCGCUUGGAAUGGCACUAUCGACUACUUACAAAGAAAAUAGCCCUCGCGCUUUGAUUACUGUUGGUUUGCUUAAUGCCUCAUCGGCUGGCCUUUUGAUUUACAUGGCUAUGGUGGAUCUUCUUGCAGCAGAUUUCAUGGGACCAAAGUUACAAAGUAGCAUCAAGCUGCAAAUCAAAUCGUAUAUAGCUGUUUUGUUGGGUGCAGGAGGGAUGUCUGUCAUGGCCAAAUGGGCUUAA
Fraxinus pennsylvanica is the source of this 1050-nucleotide messenger RNA. The record is from the annotation of a GenBank genome assembly. NCBI's taxonomy places the organism in Eukaryota, Viridiplantae, Streptophyta, Magnoliopsida, Lamiales, Oleaceae.